Molecule: messenger RNA, 1599 nt
Organism: Eimeria mitis
Lineage: Eukaryota; Apicomplexa; Conoidasida; Eucoccidiorida; Eimeriidae
Exons: 5
Coding region: 1-1599 (532 amino acids)
Biological process (GO): mRNA splicing, via spliceosome
Cellular component (GO): U2-type spliceosomal complex; RES complex
Molecular function (GO): RNA binding
Source: RefSeq, a predicted model, not a curated record
AUGGCCAGCAAAGCUGACUACCUCAAGAAGUACCUCAGGGGCCCCCGCAAGCCCCAGGGACCCCCCACUGGUGCCCAAGGGGGGCUGCGUCUGGGAGAGGAUGCAGAGUUGGACUUUCACCCCAGAUCGCGGCGAGGGGGCCCCCGGGGGGCCCCUGGGACUCGCGGGAGGAAGACGCUGUUUACGGUGUUGCGUCGAGCAGAGAACGGCGCGAGGUAUUUAUUCAAAGACGCAAAUGAGGAUGGCGUGUACGAUGAAGACCUGUUAGCAUCUGAUCAAGAGGAGGUGCGGGUCGUAGGGGAGGACGGACAGAUCCUAGAGCUCAGCGAAGCAGACAAAGCCAAAGUCAAUGAACUUAUCGCUAGAGAGGAGAGAGAAGACGAAGACUAUCCCGUGAAACCCCGGGGGCUUCCGACUGACCAUCUCAGCGGCUUAAGGGACCCUCGGCAUGCCAGAGGAAGGGCCCCUGAGGGGUCCCCUGAGAGGGCCCCUGAGGCGGUAUCCGAACCCCCCUCUCCUGAAAACAGCAGCUGGAAGGAGGCCUUCGCUUUAGAGGGGCCUGUGUGCGUGGGUGGGUCCUCUCAUUUGUCUGCUCCGAGUCCGUAUGAUGAGCGCGCAAGAUUGAAACAACAGCUGGAACUUAGUGGGCAGCUGGACCCAGCAAGCAGAGACCUCUCCCCCCCAAGAAGGCGAUCUGCUACAGAUAGAUCGGGGGACCUAUCCCCUCCAAGAAGACGAGCAGAUACAGAUGGAGCCAGAGACCUCUCCCCCCCCAGAAGAAGAGCAGACAUGGACAGGGACGGAGACCUUUCCCCCCCAAGAAGAGCAGACAGAGGAAGAGGCAUCUCUCCCCCUAGAAGAGGAGCAGACACAGACAGAGACAAAGAUCUCUCCCCCCCGAGAAGAAGACCAGACGCAGACAGAGACAUUUCCCCCCCCAGGAGGCGCCGGCCCUCCCCUGUAACCAGUCGACCAGCAGAAGCCCCCAGGGACAGCGAAAGGAAUAUACCACCUCAGAAGAACGCGUCUCGUGAGGGACGCUCAGAAAGGGAGGCAACCUCUGAAGGAGACAGGGACAUCUCUCCUAUGCGGCGAAGCCCAAGCAGCAAGGCAGGAUCGCAAGAGGACGGUGGGCCUCCUAAGAGCCGAAUUGUCUUUCGUGACAGAGAGGGACGAAUCAUAUCUGAAGAGGAGUGGCUUGCUCUCGAGGGGGCUAAGGGGAGAAAAAGACAAAGGGAAAGAGGGCCGGCGCCGGUGUUAGAGUGGGGCGCGGGGUUGAAGCAGAAAGAAGACAAAAUUGCAAAACAAAGACGAGAAGAAAAAAUAGCUAAACAACCGUUUGCCAGAUAUGACAUUGAUGAGGAAUAUGAAACGGAGCUGCGAGCCCGAGACCGGUGGGAUGACCCCUUGGCCAGGGCCCCCACUUCCCGAAAAGACCGACAAGAAGAGCAAAACAGCGAUACCCAAGACAGCAGCAAAACAGGCAAGCCUCCCUAUACAACUCAUCAUACCGUGGCCAUAGCGGCUGCCCUUGAGUGCUGCUGCCCUGAAGCUCUGUCUUUUACUUCUCGCUAUAAGAGCGAAAGCGUUGCAGUUUAG